Molecule: messenger RNA, 2529 nt
Organism: Penicilliopsis zonata CBS 506.65
Lineage: Eukaryota; Fungi; Ascomycota; Eurotiomycetes; Eurotiales; Aspergillaceae
Exons: 3
Coding region: 1-2529 (842 amino acids)
Biological process (GO): deadenylation-dependent decapping of nuclear-transcribed mRNA; P-body assembly
Cellular component (GO): P-body
Molecular function (GO): RNA binding
Source: RefSeq, a predicted model, not a curated record
AUGUCGUUCUUCGGAUUCGACACGACGCUGCCGGGUGAUAGACCCGGCGGCAACCGGGGAAUUUUUGAGACCCCCGACCCCUUUGCGGAGGUCGCUCGCGCCCAGCUGGACGCCCGCCACGACGACGACGACGACGACGCGAUUGAUUUCGAAGAUACGUACGACGGACUGGGCGACCAACUCGACGAUGACCAGGAUGCCUUCAACGACGAUACCUUUGGUGGCGGCGGCGGCGGCGGCGGCGGCGACAGCGCCCCCGUGGGCAAAGACUUUGACUUCUUUGGAAGAACCGCGCAGGUGUCAGAUGUGAUCGGCGAGGAGCAGGUUCGCUACAGCUUGCAGCAUCCUCAGGCUGUCGCCGGGACGAGCGCCGUGGCGGCUGCUCCUGUAGCGGCGGCGACAGCCACGGCGACGGCGAGCAUGCAAAAGGCCCGGCGUACCGGUUAUGAGAAAUACAGUGACCCCGAUUUCAUUCCAGAUCUGCAGGCCAAGUCAAGCGUUUGGGGCUACACGCAGAAACACCCGGCCGUUGUUGAGCCGGUCGCCCCCGCCCCCGCCCCCGCUGCCCAGGCGAUCAUGACGAUGCAGCAGGCGAGGAAGAUGAUGAGUCUGGAGGAGGUGGAAGCGCAGCUUCGUAACCAGGUGCAACGUCCCCAGAUGGCCCCUCCGGCUGUCUCCCGGGCCCCGGAAUUCCCUCAGCAGCUGCAACGACCCCCGCAGAUGCCGGUACUCCCUGACGGCUUCCCCCAGCUUCCCCCCGCCGAGCUGUUGCGACUCGAACAACAGUAUCAGCAGCAGCAGGCUCAGUUUGCCAAUUCUGGCCUACCUUCGAAGCAGAUGAUGCACCACCAGCCGCAGAUGAUGCCGGAACCACAUUCCAUGCACGCGCAUGUACCCCCCGCAGCGUCGAUGCAUGCUAUGCCCGCCCAGAAUGCCCCUCAGCAGGUCGCGCAACCCCCGCGAGGCACUCAGCAGCCACAGCACGCGGCUCGCGGAUCUAACGGCGCUCUGCCAAUGAUCACCAACCCGCAACAGCUGAUGAACCUGACGGAGAAGCAACGCGUGGCAUACCUGGUAGAAGACGCUAAGCGCGCCAAGCGGAACCACAAAAUCUUUCUGCUCUCCAAGGGCAAUGGGCUGAUGACGCCCCAGGACAAGAAUUUCAUCACUCGGAUUCAGCUGCAGCAGUUGGUGGCCGCGGCCGGUAACAUGGGAGAUUCGGACCCGGAGGCCAUUCUGUCGGAGGAUUUUUACUAUCAGGUGUACAGCCAGAUCCGAGGUGCUCCUCGCCAGCACCCGCAUCAGCCGCUGGGACAUUUCGCGCAGACGUAUCUCUUCCAGACGGGCAACCGGCCAAGCAGCCACGGCGGUCGGCGACAGUUCCAGAGCGCAGACAAUCACAUGCAGCGCAUGCAGCAACAGGUGCAGCGGGCGGUGGAAGCCGCCAAGGCAAAGCCGAAAAACAAGCAGCUGAUCAUUGAGGGCAGCCUGGGUAAGAUCUCGUUCAGCAACGCCAAGGCACCCAAGGCCAUCCUCAACAUCAAGCGGCCCGACAGCGCGGACGGGAUCAAGCCGGUUCACAAGAAGCCUCACACGGAACUGUCAGUGAGCGACCGCAAAUCGAUACUGACGAAUGUCGAGAACGUCUAUGAUGCCCUGAUGAUGAUGGAGGACAUGGAGCGCACCAUGCCGCCGCCACCGGAGGAGAACGACCCGGAGGCCAUCCAGCGGCAUCUGGAGUGGCGGCAGAAGAUCCAGGCGCUCAACCAGAAGCUGUGGCAGGCGCUUAAGGUGAUGGAGCCCAUUGUUCCCGGCGCGACGACGCCGCACCCCUUUAUCGCCUUCCUCUCAUACCCGAAGGGUAAGAAGGCGAUCCCGCGCAUCUUCCGCCAUAUCGACCAGGAGCAACGCGUGACCAUCCUCACCAUGAUUGUCGUGCACCUGGAUGCGCUGGAUGUGGUGCGCCGUGCGCACCCGGUACCCGGGGAGGUCCAACCCCCGCCGGCGGUGCGGGAGGCGAUCGAACUCUUCUCGCAGGCCGUGAUGCCCAGCCUCCUUGGGUAUGUGAACGAGGCACCCUUCAACAUCAUCAUCGGCCUGCUGGGCCUGGUGAUCGCCCAGACGCAGGUGCAGGUGGUGGCCAAGACGCGGAUCGGCCUCGGCAUCCUGACCAUGCUGCUCAGCCGGGCCGAGAUCGUCAAGGAGGCUGGUCAGGCGGCGGAGCGCGACUGGCAGCAGUGGGUGGACAAAUUCAACGUCCUUUUCGACACUCUCGAGCCCAUUCUGGCGGAUAUCUUCCCCGGCGCGAUCAACGCAGGCGACGACAUGUACGUCUGGCAGUUCCUGGCUGCCAUCGGUAUCGGCGCCAGCCCAGAACAACAGCAACGUCUAGUGAUUGCAGUCAAGGACCGUGUGAUGGAGACGGUGGCAUAUAGCAAAACCCUCCCCGCCGAUAUGUCGAGUCAACGACUAGGCAACGUCAACCUGUUUAUGCGCGCCAUUGGGCUCGACGUUGAGCUUUUGGGAUAG